Molecule: messenger RNA, 1617 nt
Organism: Pygoscelis adeliae (Adelie penguin)
Lineage: Eukaryota; Metazoa; Chordata; Aves; Sphenisciformes; Spheniscidae
Gene: SLC22A15
Product: solute carrier family 22, member 15
Exons: 13
Coding region: 1-1617 (538 amino acids)
Biological process (GO): transmembrane transport
Cellular component (GO): membrane
Molecular function (GO): transmembrane transporter activity
Source: RefSeq, a predicted model, not a curated record
AUGGGGCCCUACCAGGUGUAUCUGUGCGUCCUGCUGGCCGUGCUCCUCCAGCUCUAUGUGGCCACCGAAGCCAUCCUCAUCGCAUUGGUGGGCGCAACUCCUCCCUACCACUGGGAUCUCCAAGAGCUCUCGGCUAAUCAGAGCCAUAGCAACCAGUCGGUGAGUGAGCAGAGAGCUUUUGGGGAAUGGCUUCUGACCGCCAAUGGCAGUGAGGUGCAUAAACACAUACACUUCAGCAGCAGCUUCACAUCAAUAGUCUCUGAGAUAGAGAACAGUGGUUUUUUAAUUGGCAACACAUCGUACAAAGUCAGUGCUGCCAGUUCUUUCUACUUCAGUGGUGUGUUUGUUGGAGCAAUCUCCUUUGGCCAGCUCUCAGAUCGCUUUGGGAGGAAGAAAGUCUAUCUCACAGGUUUUGCCCUGGACAUCUUGUUUGCCAUUGCAAAUGGAUUCUCACCCUCAUAUGAAUUCUUUGCCAUCUCUCGCUUCUUGGUAGGGAUGAUGAAUGGUGGAAUGUCACUGGUGGCCUUUGUUCUACUGAAUGAGUGUGUGGGUACUGCCUACUGGGCAUUAGCAGGAUCUAUUGGUGGCUUGUUCUUUGCUGUGGGAAUUGCCCAGUAUGCUUUAUUAGGCUACUUCAUUCGUUCCUGGAGGACUCUGGCUGUUGUGGUUAACCUGGAAGGAACAGUCGUCUUUCUUCUCUCUCUAUUCAUUCCAGAGUCCCCUCGCUGGCUCUAUUCACAAGGCCGGCUGAGUGAAGCAGAAGAUGCCCUCUACCUCAUUGCGAAGAGGAACCGCAAGCAGAAGUGCACUUUUUCAUUAAAACUCCCGGCAGAGAGGAGCUCCAGAGAGGCUGGCAGCUUCUUGGAUCUGUUCCGAUAUAAGAUUCUCUUGGGACGCACCUUGAUCAUGAUGUUUACCUGGUUUGUGUGCAGCUUGGUUUACUAUGGUCUUACCCUUAACGUGGGUGACUUAGGUGGAAGUAUUUAUGCCAAUUUAGCCCUUUCAGGGUUGAUAGAAAUCCCAGCGUACCCAAUCUGUAUUUACUUGAUUAACCAAAAAUGGUUUGGUCGGAAGCGAACACUGAGUGCAUUUCUGUUCCUGGGAGGAUUGGCUUGUCUUAUUGUCAUGUUUCUUCCUAAAAAGAAAGAUACUGGAGUGUUUGCAGUGGUGAAUAGUCGCUCUCUGUCUUUGCUGGGGAAACUGACAAUCAGUGCUGCAUUUAACAUUGUCUACAUCUAUACAUCAGAACUUUAUCCCACAGUGAUCAGGAAUGUUGGAAUGGGUGCCUGCUCCAUGUUUUCCCGUGUUGGUGGAAUCAUUGCUCCUUUCGUCCCUUCACUGAAAUCUGUACAGUGGUCUCUGCCUUACAUUGUGUUUGGAGCAACUGGCCUUUUGUCUGGGCUCUUAAGUUUGUUGUUGCCAGAGACCUUAAACAGCCCUUUGCUAGAAACUAUUUCAGACCUGCAGGUAUGCUCGUACUGGAGGCUGGGUGAUGAAGCCAUGUCAUUGCAAGCCCUAGAUGGCUCACAGUCUGGAGACAAAGACAGUUCUGCAGGGAGUGGAAGUGAAGAUGAGGAGUUUUAUGAUGCUGAUGAAGAGACUCAUAUGAUCAAGUAA